Brassica rapa (field mustard) is the source of this 2412-nucleotide messenger RNA. RefSeq names its product lysine histidine transporter-like 7. The record is from RefSeq and is a predicted model, not a curated record. Lineage: Eukaryota; Viridiplantae; Streptophyta; Magnoliopsida; Brassicales; Brassicaceae.
UGAAGAAAAUAAAACAUCACUCAUUCAGUUUGUGGCUGUACGUUAAAUCCUCGAGAGAGAGAGAGAAAUUAAAGGUUUUUAAUCUUUAAUACAAUGUCAAAAAAAGCAUCAGGCAUAUUGCUUGAUCUGGAAUCACAAGAAAGCUGUGGCUCUCCUUCAUUUAUGUCACAUACCCCUUCCAAGGAUCCACAACCAACCUCCGGCGAUGACGACGGCGGAGAUGUUGGGAGGAUUCCGUUAGAAGAAUGGUUACCGAUCACAGAAUCAAGAAAAGGAAAUGUUUUCACGGCAACGUUUCAUCUUCUCUGUUCGGGACUUGGUUUCCAAGUGCUUCUUCUUCCUGCAGCUUUCGCAGCACUCGGAUGGGUAUGGGGAAUAAUAAUAUUAACGGUGGCAUUUGCAUGGAAGCUCUACACGACAUGGCUUCUUGUUCAUCUACACGAAGCCGUACAUGGAACACGUUUGAGCAGAUACUUGAGACUCGCAAUUGCUUCAUUCGGUGUAAAGCUUGGGAAACUUCUCGGAAUAUUUCCUGUGAUGUAUCUCUCAGGAGGAGCUUGUUCGAUUCUGGUUAUAACCGGAGGAAAAACAAUAAAACAACUUGUACACAUUCUGUCUGAAGAUGACACAGUGCCACUUACUACCUUGCAAUGUUUCGUGAUCUUCAGCUGCCUCGCGGUGGUCUUGUCCCAGUUUCCGAACCUGAAUUCUCUUUUUGGACUCUCGUUGAUCGGUGGUGUUAUGGCCGUAGCAUAUUCCACCGCAAUAUGGAGUUUACCUCUAACUAGGGUUCUGCAAAGGAAUCAUCAAAACAAUGUCUCUUACACUAUAAAAGAUACAAGUUUCGAUAACAUUUUCAACGCCAUUGGAUUGAUAGCCAUUUCAUUACGCGGGAACAACCUAAUCCUAGAGAUACAGGGUACUCUUCCUUCCGAUUCAAAGAAUCCUUCCAGCAAGACGAUGUGGAGAGCUGUGGUGAUCUCUCAUGUGAUCAUUGCGGUUUGUAUGUUUCUAGUAUCCAUUGUUGUCUAUUGGGCAUACGGUGACAAGAUUCCGGCUACUGGAGGUCCAAUAGGAAACUACUUGAAACUUUACGAACAAGACUACUCAAAGCGAGCCUCUUGUUUUAUACACAUCACGUUCAUCAUCAAUUGCUUAUGCUCAUAUCCGAUAAACUUAAUGCCGGCUUGUGACAACGCAGAGAUGGUGUACGUGACCAAGAGACAAAAGCCUUGCUCCGUCUUUGCCCGGAUGAUGUUACGUGUGUCCUUGGGUUUGGUUUGUUUCUUUAUAGCCGUUGGAUUCUCGUUCUUGCCUUAUCUCGCGGUUCUUAUCGGAGCAGUAGCAUUGCUUGUUACUUUUACGUACCCGUGUUUCAUGUGGAUCUCAAUCAAACAGCCCGAAACGAAAAGCUUGAUGUGGUUGAUCAACGUUUUUGUGGGAAGCUUAGGCGCGUCUCUAAGCGUUUUGCUUGUGGUUACGUCGGCAUUAUUUUUGGCUGAAAAGGGUUUACAUGCAAACUUCUUCAGACCCUAAAGCAUUCUUUGUUAAUGUUAGCAUGUAAAUAUGAAUUUCUUUCACAAGAAGUUCAAAUUGGGAACUUUAUUCGUAAUGACCACAUGAGACAUGAAAUUCAAAAAAACGAUAGUGCACUGAAUCUCCACCAAAAUCCUUGGAUUCAUUAGAUGAUUUGGCAUUCAUUCGGAAUCAUUUAUUUUAUGGAUGAUGUCUAUCUCUAUGAAUAUUUUGAUAGAAAUUUUCCCCAAAUUAUAACUCUUAAUAACAACUGAUUUAUUCGUUCUUUAAAAUAUCAAAUUGAAGAUAGAGACAUUGAUGAUGUUCAGUGUGUUAUCUUCUUGCUCUUAAAUGAAUCGAAAGCUAUGAAAAGGUUGAAUCUAAGCCGAAGAAGAGCUAAACCAAAAAAAAUACUUCGAGAAAACUCAAUCCAUUUGUGAUUGUCAGUUACGUGGUACGUGUGACUUGUAACUUUUUUUUUUUUGUUGCUAAAUAUCCACUUGUAACUCUUUUGUAGUUUUUUUUUAAAUAUAAUAACUCUUUUUUAGUUGCUAAAUAUGCAUUUGUAACUUGCUUUUAUUUUAUUUUAUUUUCCUUUGUGUUAAUCUUGAUUUGUACACUUGUGUUGACAUUUGUUUUUAUUUUAAAAAAAUUGAAAGGAUGACAUGAGAUUUUUUUUUUUUUUAAACACUGUAUUCACUACACGGAUGAGAUACAUGGAUGAGAUACAAAGCCAUCAGCACACAUCAGUGUCUCUGGAAACAAAGCUGGACAAACCAAAGGUUUUCCAGAAACUAAAGCCCUAACAAGGGAAACGACAAGAACAACGACAAGAAACAACACCUAACCAAACUAGAAGAAGUGAGUAAACAGAUCAAAAUAAACCUUCACCAAAAG